AUGUGUGGGGGCACUUGGAAGACCUGGGUAACUGAAAACACAAUCUCCUGGAAUGCAUCAGUACAUGAAACAAAUCACUCUGUGGUGACUGAGUUUAUUUUUCUUGGACUCUCCAAGUCUUGGGAGCUUCAGAUUUUCUUAUUUAUGUUCUUUUUAGUUUUCUACAUAGGAAUUGUUUUGGGAAACCUUCUUAUUAUCUUAACUGUGGCUUCUGACUCCUACCUUCACUCCCCCAUGUACUUUCUGCUGGCCAACCUCUCGCUCAUCGACCUGUCUCUGUCCUCAGUCACAGCUCCCAAGAUGAUCUGUGACUUCUUCAGCAAGCACAAAGUCAUCUCUGUCAAGGGAUGCUUUGCACAGAUAUUUCUCCUUCACUUUUUUGGCGGGAGUGAGCUGGUGAUCCUCAUUGCCAUGGCUUUUGACAGGUAUGUGGCGAUUUGCAAGCCCCUGCGCUACACGGCAAUCAUGUGUGGCAAUGUGUGUGUGGGGAUUGUGGCUGCUGCCUGGGGGACUGGCUUCCUCCACUCUGUGAGCCAGCUGGCGUUUGCAGUGAACUUGCCCUUCUGUGGUCCCAACAAGAUUGACAGCUUCUACUGCGACCUCCCAAAGGUAGUCAGACUUGCCUGCACCGACACCUACCGGCUAGACAUCAUGGUCAUCGCCAACAGCGGGGUGCUCACGGUGUGCUCUUUUGUUCUCUUGAUCAUUUCCUACACUAUCAUCAUACUGACGGUCAAGCGCUGCCCUUCAGAUCGGUCCUCCAAGGCCCUGACCACACUGACGGCUCACAUCACAGUGGUCCUUCUGUUUUUUGGGCCAUGCAUCCUCAUUUACGCCUGGCCAUUUGCGGUGGAGUCCUUGGACAAAUUCCUCGCUGUGUUCUACUCUGUGGUCACUCCGCUCUUGAACCCCAUCGUGUAUACGCUGAGGAACAAAGACAUGAAGACUGCCCUGCGGCGACUGAGAAAACAGAACAUGAACUCCACCGGAGGUUGA
Messenger RNA from Dipodomys spectabilis (banner-tailed kangaroo rat), 996 nucleotides. Its product is annotated as olfactory receptor 4F4-like. Gene Ontology annotation, biological process: G protein-coupled receptor signaling pathway. The transcript is spliced from 2 exons. Gene Ontology annotation, cellular component: membrane. Gene Ontology annotation, molecular function: olfactory receptor activity; G protein-coupled receptor activity. NCBI's taxonomy places the organism in Eukaryota, Metazoa, Chordata, Mammalia, Rodentia, Heteromyidae. Bases 1 to 996 code for a protein of 331 amino acids. The record is from RefSeq and is a predicted model, not a curated record.